AUGUUGUACGGCAACGGCGAAAAUGCUGGCAGCAUUGUGUGCAAUACAAUCGACAGCAUCAACAAGGAGGGGCUCUUUUCCCCUCAAGUGCGACAAGCAGGUGAGGAUCUGAGAAAAGUCCUGAACGAGAGAUACGAGGACCGCAAGAACCAUCCGGAGAAGUACCUCGGAGAAGACUCGCUGUUUGAGGAGUUCUUCGUUCUUUCCAAAGGUGAGGCAGACGACGAGAUGCUUCAAGGUCUGCAACAGUUCAUGCUGACCCUGCAGCUAGCUGCCAAUGGAAACCAGCUGGUGACCAUCCGCUGGCUCAUGUCCCAUGUCUACGGUGACCCGGCCAUCCUGGCGGGCGUCCGGGCAGAAGUGGAGGAGCUCUUGGCCAAGAAGGCUUGCGGCAUUCGUGACUUGAAGCUGGACGAUCUCUUGAGUCUCAACUUGACGAAUGCUUGCAUCACCGAAGCGGUCCGCUUGCAUAGCGAUAUUCCUUCGAAGCUUACGCUUAGAUCAGCCGAGAUACCCAUGGAAUUUGGAGGCUACAAGAUUCCUCAGGGGGCCACCAUCUUCUUGUACGCGGAUGCCGUUCACAAGGAUGAGAAGUACUUCCCGGAUGCUGCAGCCUUCUGUCCUCAUCGAUAUACCGAUCCUAAGGUCUUCAAUCAGAAGAUGAUGGACAGAGAAUUCGUCACUUUUGGCCAUGGCCGGAAAAGAUGCACUGGCGAGUUGCAUGCCAGAUCGCAAAUCUCGGCGCUUCUGGCUUCCUUUGUGAUGCGCUUUGACAUGGACCUGGUCACCAGCGCGGAAGGCAACAAGAUCCCAGAGGAUCACGAUGGCCCUUUCGUCUUCGACACCGCCAAUACCCUGAAGCUGGUGAACUUGCGACCGAGAGCAGGUGACGUGAGUGGCUCCAAGACGGCGGUUCCAUCGGUGGCCACAGCAGCUUUGAGCGGACUCCGCCAGCCUCCCAGCGCAUCGUCCGGAUCCUGUCCCUUCAGUGGUCUCUUUGGAAGCAAAUCGUGA
Molecule: messenger RNA, 1014 nt
Organism: Durusdinium trenchii
Lineage: Eukaryota; Dinophyceae; Suessiales; Symbiodiniaceae
Source: the annotation of a GenBank genome assembly